UUCCCGUGGAAAAAUCGAACCUUUUCUCCGCAAGAGAGAGAAACAUAUGUGAACCACCCACUUUGAAAAUCUUCAGAGGAUGAUGAGCUCAUCAGCAACCUUAAGUUCUUCAUUUUCUUCGACCUUAGCUUUAUCUUCACCAAAAUUCAGAUCCAAAUUUCCCUCCUUUUCGCAACGGUGGUCUCUCUUAACGGUCGAAUCACGCGCCAAACCAUUCAAAGUCGCUGCUUGUUCUUCCACGACCAUCCACAACAUUUCAGGAGAAAGUUGCCAUUAUAGUUUCAGUAGGAGGAGAGGGUUGGCUUUCACUGCAACACUGCCGUUUCUUCUUCCUCUGCAUGAAUUUGUAGACUGUGUUGGCGCUAAGGCAGUUGAGUCAGGUCAAAGCGAGUAUCUGCGUAUAAAGGAAGAGAUAAGUAAAGUAGUAACUAAGGGAAAGGCUGCCGGUGUUCUUCGUUUAGUAUUCCAUGAUGCUGGAACCUUUGAAAUGAAUGAAAAUACAGGUGGUAUGAACGGUUCUGUAGUUUAUGAACUCGAAAGGCCCGAGAAUGCAGGUCUCAAGAAGUCUGUGAAGGUUCUAGAGAAAGCCAAGAAAGAGAUCGAUUCGAUACGAUCAGUAUCAUGGGCAGACAUGAUUGCUGUCGGUGGAGCUGAAGCCGUUUCGGUUUGUGGAGGUCCGAAAAUUCCGGUUACAUUAGGCCGACUAGAUUCCGGUGAGCCAGAUCCUGAAGGGAAGCUUCCCCAAGAAUCUCUGGAUGCCGCUGGCUUGAAGCAGUGUUUUCGGCAAAAAGGCUUCUCGACACAAGAACUAGUUGCUCUAUCUGGUGCUCACACCAUUGGCGGUAAAGGUUUUGGAAGUCCGGUUGCUUUCGAUAACUCCUACUUCAAAAUUCUUCUGGAGAAGCCAUGGAAUUCUUCAGCUGGUAUGUCAACCAUGAUUGGCCUUCCUUCAGACCAUGCCAUUGUAGAGGAUGAUGAAUGCUUAAGGUGGAUCGCAAAAUACGCAAAAAAUCAGGACAUGUUCUUUGAAGAUUUUAAGAAUUCUUAUAUCAAACUAGUGAAUUGUGGAGCAAGGUGGAAGAGCAUGUAACUGUUUCGGAAGAGCAACAUUCUAUUAGUGUUUUGUCUCUUUGAUUGGAUGAGCAUGUAAUCAUUUUUUUUUCUUUCAGAUUUCAAGUUCGAGAC
Messenger RNA from Hibiscus syriacus, 1185 nucleotides. Its product is annotated as putative L-ascorbate peroxidase 6. The record is from RefSeq and is a predicted model, not a curated record. Gene Ontology annotation, molecular function: heme binding; peroxidase activity. Bases 80 to 1090 code for a protein of 336 amino acids. Gene Ontology annotation, biological process: response to reactive oxygen species; cellular response to oxidative stress; hydrogen peroxide catabolic process. NCBI's taxonomy places the organism in Eukaryota, Viridiplantae, Streptophyta, Magnoliopsida, Malvales, Malvaceae. The transcript has 10 exons.